Molecule: messenger RNA, 3591 nt
Organism: Varanus komodoensis (Komodo dragon)
Lineage: Eukaryota; Metazoa; Chordata; Lepidosauria; Squamata; Varanidae
Gene: RNF145
Product: ring finger protein 145
Exons: 11
Coding region: 312-2372 (686 amino acids)
Cellular component (GO): endomembrane system; endoplasmic reticulum
Molecular function (GO): ubiquitin protein ligase activity; zinc ion binding
Source: RefSeq, a predicted model, not a curated record
AAAGCGCGGCGACGCGGAGGGGCCAUGGCUGCCCGUUAAUGGGGAGCGGGAUCUCGCGCGCGGCCGGCGCUUGGGGCCACAGCGGGGCUGCCACCACCGCCGCCACCACGAUGCUGCCUGUGCAGACCGAUCGGUUGCCUCGACGCCAGUGCAGGCCAGGCACGGAGCCGCGGCGGCUGCUCUAGGAGCCGCGAAAAGGAAGAGGAGGAGGAGGAAGGAGCGAGCGAGCGAGCGAAACAACCAGAAACCGCCCCCCAGCUGGGGUGGGGACAGAUCGCACGGCCCAGUCUGCUACCUUCAUUCGAAACAGAAUGGCUGCGAAGGAGAAGUUGGAAGCGAUGCUGAACGUGGCCUUGCGGGUCCCGAGCAUCAUGCUUUUGGAUGUCUUGUACAGAUGGGAUGUCAGUUCCUUCUUUCAGCAGAUCCAGAGAAGCAGCCUGAACAACAAUCCUCUCUUCCAGUACAAGUACUUGGCUCUUAAUAUGCAUUAUGUGGGUUACAUCAUAAGUGUUGUGCUCCUAACCUUACCCAGACAACACCUGGUUCAACUUUACCUGUAUUUUCUAACUGCACUAUUGCUGUAUGCUGGUCAUCAAAUCUCCAGGGAUUAUGUGAGAAGUGAACUGGAAUCUGGCUAUGAAGGGCCAAUGUACUUAGAGCCUCUUUCCAUGAAUCGUUUUAUGACCGCCUUAAUAGGUCAGCUUGUGGUAUGCACCCUAUGCUCCUGUGUCAUGAAAACCAAACAGAUCUGGCUCUUCUCUGCUCACAUGCUCCCUCUGCUGGCGCGGCUUUGCCUAGUCCCUCUGGAAACUAUUGUUAUCAUCAACAAAUUUGCAAUGAUUUUCACUGGCUUGGAAGUUCUCUAUUUUCUGGCAUCCAAUCUUCUGGUACCAUACAAUCUGGCCAAGUCUGCAUAUAGGGAACUUGUCCAGGUGGUCGAAGUGUACGGCCUCCUGGCCCUGGGAAUGUCUCUCUGGAACCAGCUGGUGGUCCCUGUUCUCUUCAUGGUCUUCUGGCUUGUCUUAUUUGCUCUUCAGAUCUACUCUUACUUCAGCACACGGGACCAGCCUGCCUCAAGGGAGAGGCUUCUUUUUCUCUUCCUAACAAGUAUUGCAGAAUGCUGCAGCACUCCCUAUUCCCUUCUGGGCUUGGUGUUUACAGUCUCCUUUGUUGCACUCGGCGUUCUAACCCUCUGCAAGUUUUACCUGCAAGGCUACCGAGCGUUCAUGAAUGACCCAGCCAUGAAUAGAGGGAUGACAGAAGGAGUCACGCUUUUGAUCCUGGCUGUGCAGACUGGGUUAAUUGAACUACAAGUUGUCCAUCGGGCCUUCCUGCUCAGUAUUAUCCUCUUCAUUGUGGUUGCAUCCAUCUUGCAGUCCAUGCUUGAGAUUGCAGAUCCCAUCGUCCUAGCUCUUGGAGCUUCAAGAGACAAGAGCCUUUGGAAGCAUUUCCGUGCUGUGAGCCUGUGUUUGUUCUUGCUGGUCUUCCCAGCUUACAUGGCCUACAUGAUCUGCCAGUUUUUCCACAUGGAUUUCUGGUUGCUGAUAAUUAUUUCUAGCAGUAUUCUGACUUCCCUCCAGGUACUUGGAACCCUCUUCAUUUAUGUCUUGUUUAUGGUUGAGGAGUUCAGGAAAGAACCGGUAGAAAACAUGGAUGAUGUCAUUUACUAUGUCAACGGUACCUAUCGAUUGCUAGAGUUCCUGGUUGCCCUCUGCGUUGUAGCUUACGGAGUGUCAGAGACCAUCUUUGGAGAGUGGACUGUGAUGGGCUCAAUGAUCAUCUUCAUCCACUCCUAUUAUAAUGUGUGGCUUCGUGCUCAGUUGGGAUGGAAAAGUUUUCUCCUCCGCAGGGAUGCUGUGAAUAAGAUCAAAUCUCUGCCCACUGCUACCAAAGAGCAGCUGGAACAGCACAACGAUAUCUGUGCCAUCUGCUACCAGGACAUGAAAUCGGCUAUCAUCACACCUUGCGGCCAUUUCUUUCAUGCUGGCUGUCUUAAGAAAUGGCUGUAUGUGCAAGAAACCUGCCCACUGUGCCACUGCCAACUUAAAAACCCCACCCAGCCCCCUGGGAUAGGAACGGAGCCUGUGCCACAGCCAAAUCCUGGAGCAGAGCAAAAUACUGUUCAGCAAGAAGCCACUGAGCCCCCUGGGGCAGAACGCCAGGAAGGGGCAGGAGGGGGAUCGACUGACAGUGGACAAGCUGCCAAGCAGUUAGGUUCCCUGCAGGACUCUGUGGAUGCCAAGGAUGGCCCUGGCAGCCUGGAUGCUGCAGCUCCCAGGGAGGCCAGCCAGAGAGAAACGGGCACAGACGCACUGGCUGGGAAACAGGAGCUGGCUGUCACGCAAGAGCUAGGAGGCUGCAUCCAGAACUGAAGCAGCAGAGGCUAGUGCAAGAAGCAGCUCUCCAGGAGUCCCUGUCUUAGUGGACAGAACCCUACCCUUUUUAUUGUCACGAACAAGUUUAACUCUCAGAAUGCUGGCCAAAAUGUAUUUAUAAUAUCCCAUGCUGAUUUCUGUGAGCUGCUUGGUUUACAGGGCUGCCAGUGGAUUCCACUGGAAACUACGUUAGAAUCUGCCACCAUGUUGCAAAGGGGCAGAAUCUGGAAAUCAAGACUGAGUAUUUUUGGAAGGGAAAGGUGGAGGUGGGCAUAAGAGGAGAGGGGGAGGCAGCGAAAAAGAAACAGGGAAAACUAAGGACAGUGUUGCUAAUAUUGAGAAGGGGGACAUUAAAACUGAAGGAGAAGAGAGGUGAGUUGUAUCUUUGGCUGUGUCUUUCUGCAAUGAAGGGAGUUCAGUCAAGAACGUCGUCAAAAACCAGUGUCAAGACCAGAGAUUCAUUUUCAAGAUAAAGAGCUCGAGGAGGAUUGUGUGGGGAACAGGCAGCACUCAAGUAUGUCGGGUGUGGUGCUUCGGGCAUGUUGGGGGUUGGGCAUUUGCAUUCAUGUAAUCUAUAGCAAUUCUUGACUUUUUACAAUGGAGUCUUCAACACUUUAACGUUUAGAAAACUUUUUUCUUGAAAGUUUUGGGCAGCAUGGGCUGUGUGAAGUAAAUUAAAAUCCCAGUGAGCUCUUCUCUCGACUCCACCCAUGAGUGCAGGAGAGAUGUGGGAGGGGUUUUAGGAUGCUGAUUGAAGCCUCUCGGUGCUGUUCAGUUCUGUGUAGUGUUUAAUUUCUUGCAGCGGAAUUAAAGCAGUAUUAAUCUGGCGAUAUUUGCACCUUUGGGAAUGAGUACAUAAAAUGUAUGAUCAAAUGCCGCAAAUGCCACUCCUAAAUAGGAUUUGCACCUUCUUCUUUGACAACAGUGUGUGCGUAUUUAAAUUUUUACAUUCAUCAUGGCUUUCAGGUAGAACUAGGGACUGGGGGUGGGUUGGGAGCUGGCAAUUUUUUAUGUGAAUUUUGAUAUGAAAAGGAACUAGUUAUUUAUACACUAGGCUUGGCGCUCAAAAUUGUGUUUUGUUUUUGUUUUUGUUUUCCUUCCAGGGUUGUUGUUCCUAAUGUGAAAUGUGGACAUUAUUUUAUUUUUAGUAGUGAAAUUGAUGUAGACUGACAGACAUAGCUGAAUGUCUCAAUAAACUACAUUUGAAGAUUUUUUA